Gossypium raimondii (Peruvian cotton) is the source of this 1866-nucleotide messenger RNA. RefSeq lists its product as uncharacterized. The coding region runs from base 1 to 1866 and encodes 621 amino acids. The record is from RefSeq and is a predicted model, not a curated record. NCBI's taxonomy places the organism in Eukaryota, Viridiplantae, Streptophyta, Magnoliopsida, Malvales, Malvaceae. The transcript has 2 exons.
AUGAACGGCGAGAUGAUUGAGAACGCCAUCAGGAGUGGGAAGAUCGAUGCUGGAGAGAGUAACAGAAGAUCAGCCUCGAGGAGGAAGGAGAGUGAGGUGAACAACACGAGCAUGUACAACAAGGGCUACUCGAAGUCAGUAACAGUGAGUCAGCCAGGAAAGACGGCUGCCAAUCAACAAAGCUCGUCGAGACAGGAGCCCCCGUACCCCAAAUGGUACGACGCAAAUACACAGUGCGACUAUCAUGCGGGAAUCACGGGGCAUUCUAUAGAAAAUUGUACCGCCUUCAAGAAGUUAGUUGAAAGACUCAUUGGUAUGGGUGUCGUUAAAUUUGAUGAAGCCACCAAAGUAGAAAAUCCAUUACCCAACCAUACUGACAGCGGAAUAAAUAUGAUGGGCGAGGACAGAAAAAUCAGGGCAGACAUUGCGGACGUGAAGACUUCCUUGAGAUGGGUCUGGAAAGAGAUGGUGAAAAGGGGGCUAAUAGUUUCGAGAGAAAACUAUGAGAAGAGGAGGAAUUACUGUGAGUUCCACUACGAAAUGGGGCAUGAAAUCCAAGAGUGUACGGAGUUCAGAGCCGUGGUACAGGGUAUGAUGGAUAACAAGGAGAUGGAAUUUUGUGAGGGGGUUCAGAAGGAAAGUGAUGUAUGCGCAUCAGAGUUGGCGUUGGGGGUCCCGAAGGUUAACCGCCCUAUGGUCAUCAUCUCGCGACCUCAGAACAGUGAGGUUGGGGCACGAACAACACCAAGAGUAAUCAUUCAAAAACUGACCGUGUUUACUUACAAAGAUAACAGGAGGGUUCCUUGGAAUUACGAUUGUAAUGUGACAAUCCCGGGGAAGGAGGAUGUAAUCAAUAGAGAGAAGCAGGAUGAAGGAAGGCACCACGAACAGGUGAAGGCUCGAGUAGAGCCAAUAAGAGAAGAAACUUCGAUUGGGAAGAAGAAGAAGACGGUUGAACCCGAAUUGUUGGUCAAUGAACCAAUCAAUGAGGAGGAAGCUAGAGAGUUUUUGAAGUUCAUCAAGCAUAGCGAGUACAGCGUUGUGGAUCAGCUGCACAAACAACCUGCUCGCAUAUCUGUGCUAGCUUUACUCCUGAACUCGGAGGGACAUCGUAAUGCACUACUGAAGGUGCUAAAUGAAACUUAUGUGGCCGAUGAUAUCUCUGUUAACAAGUUGGAUCGACUAGUCGGUAAUAUAAGCGCUGAUAAUUUCAUCUCCUUUAGCGAUGAUGAAAUACCACUUGGGGGUAUGGGAUCUACUAGAGCUUUACACAUCACUGCAAGGUGUAAAGGAUGCAUAUUGCAGGGAAUUCUGAUAGACAAUGGAUCGGCAUUAAAUGUAUUGCCCCUGUCCACACUCAACAGGCUACCUGUGGAUAGCUCGCAUAUAAAAUCGUGUCAGAAUGUGGUGAGAGCAUUUGAUGGCACCGAGAGGAAAGUCAUGGGAAGAAUUGACAUACCCUUGUUAAUUGGCCCAACUGUCUAUGAGGUAGACUUCUUGGUUAUGGACAUCAAGCCUUCUUACAGUUGCCUAUUAGGAAGGCCGUGGAUUCAUUCAGCAGGUGCGGUACCGUCAUCGUUACAUCAAAAACUGAAGCUGGUGUCAGAGGGCCGGGUAGUGACGAUAGAUGCUAAGGAGGAUAUCAUUGCAUCUGUGACUAACGAUGCGCCUUAUUUGGAGAUGAGGGAUGAUGCAAUCGAGUGCUCUUUCCGUUCCUUGGAAUUUGUAAAUGCAACAUUCAUCCUGGAGGGAAGCAAGAUCCCGAUGCCGAGAAUAUCAAAGACCACAAGGAUGGGUCCACUGGCCCGACGAUGGGAAGGGAGUUUUGCGAAAAAGGAUUGGAGAAGUAUCUUGAGGCCAAGUUGA